Molecule: messenger RNA, 1116 nt
Organism: Pelobates fuscus (common spadefoot toad)
Lineage: Eukaryota; Metazoa; Chordata; Amphibia; Anura; Pelobatidae
Product: dnaJ homolog subfamily C member 25-like
Biological process (GO): protein folding
Cellular component (GO): endoplasmic reticulum membrane
Source: RefSeq, a predicted model, not a curated record
UCCUCCUCCCCGGGCCCCCCAUGUCCCCGCUGCUGCUGGUGGGGCUGGGGCUGCUGAUGCUGGCCGGGCAGGCGGCGGCUCUGAUCGAGGGCCUGUACUGCGGCCGCCAGGUGUGCUAUGAUGUGCUGGGGGUGAGCAGGGAUGCCAGCAAGGCGGACAUAGCCCGGGCUUACCGGCAGCUCGCCAGGAGGUACCACCUGGACCGGUACCGGCCCGGAGAGCAGAGCGAGGAGGCCAGCGAGAAAUUCAUCCAGGUGGCCACGGCCUAUGAGACCCUAAAGGAUGAAGACACGCGUAAGGAUUAUGACUACAUGUUGGAUCACCCAGAAGAACACUACAGGCAUUACUAUUAUUACUACAGUAGGCGGCUGGCACCGAAGGUGGAUGUGAGACUUGUCAUUCUAGUUACAGUGUGUGCCAUCUCACUGUUUCAGUUCUACAGCUGGUGGAGCAGCUACAAUGAUGCUAUUAACUAUUUAGCAACCGUGCCAAAAUACAGAAUCCAAGCCGCUGAAAUUGCCCGGCAGCAAGGGCUGCUCAACAAGGCUAAAGAAAAGGGAAAGAGCAGGCGGUCUAAAGAAGAAAUCCGGCAGGAGGAAGAGGAGAUAAUCAGGGACAUCAUAAAGAACAAAAUAGACAUCAAAGGGGGUUAUCAGAAGCCGCAGAUCUAUGAUAUCCUGUUUUUCCAAAUAAUUUUAUUUCCCUAUUAUCUAUUUAAGUAUAUAUCCUGGUAUGUCUGGUGGAUUUAUACUUUUAACAUAAAAAGAGAAGAAUAUGGAGAAUUUGACCUCAUCCGGAAAAAUAUGAAGAUGUCAGAAGCUCUGUUUGACAGCUUGGAAGAUCAUCGGAAACAGAAGUUUUUAGAGCAGCAGUUAUGGAUACGAGAAAACUUUGAGGUAUACAGGUAGGAGCAAGAAGAGGAAAUGAAGCAAAAAUUGGCAUCUGACCUCCGAUGGAAGAGGUAUCGAAGGUGGAUGAAGAAUGAGGGUCCUGGAAGGCUUACAUUUGUAGAUGACUAAAAUGCUAUGGUGCUAACUGAAGAGAUUAUUUUCAUAAAAUAAAUUAUAAGAAUUCUUUUUAUCUACAAAGAAACUAAAACACAAGAACAAUUUUAAA